CAGCACUGGCAUCAGCUGCGGGGCGCUGUGUCGCUCACUCUUAUUUCGUCGUUGAAGAUGGCCGCUUGAAAAUUUCGUCAACAUGUGUCCUGCAACGAUGUGCCCGUCUACGAUUGAUACUCUCGCUGCUGCGAAAUCGAUUGGAAUUAUCACAGCAAUCAACGCUGAUUUGAAGUGUCAAAGAGUCUCUUUUGGCUGUUGGAAUCGCGAUUUGACCAAAAAUCCAUCGCGGUGUUGCGAACGGUAUUUCCUGCACGAUCGUCACGCCAGCAAGCGCUGUAAUAUUUCUCAACACAAGGAUUUUAUAAGAACACGAAGAAGUAGAGACAAGUUUCUAAGUUUGCUGAGUUAAGGCAUACUGGGGAUUUCUUGAAUGCGCACGUUAGACUUCUCUAGCACCUCGUGUUCACCAACAUUUUCCUCCUGUGAGAAAUCAUAUAGUCUAUGUAACAUAGAAACACCUUCAAAAGCUAUAAUGGAAAAAUUAUAUUUGGUAAAACGCAUUUUGCGUAAAGAGGAUAAUGAAUCGUCUAUUGAUGAAAAGAAAAGAAGAAGUGUUACUAUCUGGCAUAAUUUUGUCAAUGGAUAUCAUAGAACGAUUGCAUAUUGGCAAAAUAUGAAUAAUUCAUUAUCUGUUACGAUUGUAAAUAAUGAAAUAAUAACUUCUAACAUUUCCACAAAUUCAUCGAAGAAGACAAUGUUAAUUGCCAACAAGUUGUCGUACGAUUUUGGACAAGAGCAAAAUCUUGUACCUGAUCUGUCGCAGAAGUACAAGGAUUAUGUAGACGCCUUGUAUCCUACAAUCAGAUCUAGAAUCAGAAAUUCUCUAAUGAAUCAUCCAAUUUGGCGUUACAAUACUACGCCGACUGAAGAUUUGAAAAAUGAUAUAAACAUUACAAAGAAUUUUGAUGAUGCAUACGAGGAUUAUAAUAUAAUGGAAUCUCCCUUUGCGCUACAUAUUAACAAGACAGAAAAGCCAAAAAUGGAAAAUGAUAUAACUGCUGUUUCUUGUUUCUCGGAUAUUGAUUUACAGCGCAAAAUUGAUAUUGAAGAUGAUAUGUCAGUGGAUGUCGAAUCUUUCCUUUUAGUAUCUCAUUCGGAUGUGCCAGCUAUACCCAUAGAUUUUGUUAGAGAAAAUUCAAUCUCGCGUUUGUCCAACGUUUGCCGAAACGCUUGGCAUAAUUUGACUAGCCGACUUCACUGUAAAAUAAGGAUGUCGACGGAUCCUGGAAUACUCAUAAAGCCUCCAGUGUAUCUUGCGAAGCAACACUAUCGAAAGAGAGUCAACGCUGUAGCACUGCGCCGAGGUCGCGGUAGGGCAAAGAACCAGCUAAGACGUUCUGGGGUAAGCCAAACCGUACGUCGGAUGGAACAUAUGGAAUGCAACAAUGAAGAUUGGCAAAACAUCGCACUAAAUAGCACAGUAUCAAACGAUUACUUGGUAGACAAUAAGCACGGCAAUUUUGAUGACACGGAUGUUAUUGUUCAUAAAUUCACAAGGCAAACCGCAAUGCCUAUGAAAGGAAAACCAAAGAUGUACAAAAGACAGAAAAAGACGAAGUGUGCGACCAGAGUGCGUUACAUAGCUGAUUCUUUCAAGAUGAACACUCACGAUUACCACAAUGAUAAUGAUAGCAAAACGCAUUAUAUGGAAAAUUUAUUUCAAUUGCGAUCAUUGAACUCUGCUGAUUCUGAAGAUGGUUUUAUCAUUUUCGAGACCAGCGAUGAUGAAUCGCUGGAAACACUUGAGAAACAAGGAGCGACAGAAUGCCCUAUCGAAACGCGUUGUGUACCUAAGUCUUCGAAAAAAGUAAACAGUCCCUGUAAGAAUACCAACAAAACCCACAAUGUGGAAGAUUCACUUCGAUUACGUUUAUCAUCGGAGAGUUCCACCGAUUCUGAAAAUAGUUUCAUAGUUUUUCAAGAUGUCGACAACGAAUCAUAUGAUGAGCAGGAAGUAACAGUGCAUCCGAAAAUAUGUUUUAUAUCUAAUAUUUUGACAAAGAUGAGCGACAAGAAAUGCAAAAAUGCUAACAGUCAAAUACAAAAACAUUCAAACCGCAACCGUACAUUGUCGAAUUGUUCUGAAAAUUCCGAGGAUAGUUUCUGUGUAGUUUUUGAUACUGAAGAGAAAAGCAUGGUCGACGAUGACGACUAUGACGACUAUGAAACUGAUGAGACAAGUUCCCAGAAUGGAAAUCAUCUAUUAGAGGAUGAAUCGAUCAGCGAAGAUGAUCUAGACAUCGAAAAAUUAAUAAAGCGAACAAAAAAGGUGAGUUUCGACCCAACUCCAAUCGUACAUGUUAUGGUGACAUGGGAUUAUGCGUAUCGAGCAGCCCGGAAAGGACCAUGGGAGGAAAUAGCACGAGAUAAUGAAAGAUUUAAAGGACGUAUAAAUUCCAUCGCGCUUGUCCUUGAUCCUAUUUUAAAAAAUAAACACCGUUCACGAAUUUUUCAAGAACGAUUUGCUUUAUCGAAAUAGCUAGCCCAAUUAAUAUAUUUUCAAAUAUUGAAGAUGGCUGUGAACAUUAGUAUAAAAAAAUUUCUUUUAAUAUGCGGUUAAAAUUCAUGUGGUAUUCAGUAGACUAUUUUCAAAAUCUUUAUUAAAUAAAAAUAAUUACUGUAAAGUAAUUGAAAUUUCCUGAUCCUUUUCGGAUUGGGAGAAAAAAGAAAAUUUAAUCUGAUUUAAAGCACGAUACUAAUAAAAAAAAAUGAUGAACUUUAUGUGUCAAUUUAAUGUCACGCUCUCUUUUCUGAUGCUAAUACGCCAAUUAUAUAAGAAAAUUAAUUUUAUCUUUGGAUUUUAAAUGUCCAUGUAUCGUGAUAAAGGUGUAUUCAUUUAAAAUAACAUUUAUACUGAAUACCAAUUAUGAAAUGCAUCUCUGAUUAGUCCUUAAUAGAAAAUGUAUUAACUAAAAAACAGUUAUAUAUCUGUCGUUAUCUAAAGAAAGGAAAAAUAUAUGAUGAUUGUAACAUACAG
Pogonomyrmex barbatus (red harvester ant) is the source of this 2980-nucleotide messenger RNA. RefSeq names its product Protein phosphatase 1 regulatory subunit 15 (gene PPP1R15). Gene Ontology annotation, molecular function: protein phosphatase regulator activity. The record is from RefSeq and is a predicted model, not a curated record. Lineage: Eukaryota; Metazoa; Arthropoda; Insecta; Hymenoptera; Formicidae. Gene Ontology annotation, biological process: response to endoplasmic reticulum stress. Gene Ontology annotation, cellular component: protein phosphatase type 1 complex; endoplasmic reticulum.